AUCUUCAAAACAAAAACUAGGCCCCACCAUAUAAUUGCGAAGAAGAAGCUCGGAGUCGAAGACAGGAGAGUAAGAAUGGGCUCGGUGGCAGCGACGGUGGCGUCAAUGUUGUUCUCUGGUGGCUGCCGGAGCCUCGCGGUGCCUGCAGCGGGGCGCUCCCUUAGUAUCUCACGGACAGCACUUAGAAAUCACCGCAACAAGAACGCGCCGACAUGGUGCUGUCGGAGUUCACACAACAGUUACAAUGCACUCGCCACUGAAUCUGAAUUCUCAAAAACCGACUCCGAAAGCUUAACUGCUUCUACAUCUUCCGAUAGUUUCCCGAAGUAUGAUCGAUUGCUUCCAUGUCCGUUGCAAAAAACUCCACCGAGAGUUGAACACUUGGUCGUGUCCGAAGGAGGACCAGUUUUAGAACAUAUUUGCAAGGCUCUGGAACUUCCUCCUUUGUACGUUAAGGAUCUGAUUCAAUUUGGAGCUGUAUACUACGCUCUUGUUUGUCCACAGCCUCCUCCCAGUGCUACUGAAGAACAAAUUAGGGUAUUCAAAGAGGUAACGGAACCUUCGGUAUUGUGCCAAAGAGCUUCUAUCAAAGGCAAAACUGUGCGAGAGGCACAGAAAACUUUCCGUAUAACUCACGCGGAUCAAUUUGUUGAGCCUGGAACGUAUUUGCGAGUCCAUGUGCACCCCAAACGCUUUCCUAGGUGUUAUGAGAUUGACUGGAGAUCAAGGAUCAUAGCUGUGGCGGAAUCCUAUGUAGUUUUGGAUAAACCUGCUGGUACAUCAGUAGGUGGCACCACUGACAACAUUGAAGAAAGUUGUGCAACCUUUGCUACUCGUGCCUUGGGAUUGACAGCCCCUUUGAUGACUACUCAUCAAAUUGAUAAUUGCACUGAAGGCUGUGUGGUGUUGGCUAGGACUAAAGAGUAUUGCUCUGUCUUUCAUGGUAAAAUCAGGGUGAAAAAGGUGAAGAAGCUCUAUCUGGCUCUUGCAUCUUCUCCUAUGCCAACGGGAAUCAUUACCCACUACAUGCGUCCUAUUAACAUGGCUCCUAGACUUAUUUCUGAAGAUUUUAUCAAGGGAUGGCAUAUGUGUCAACUUGAGAUCCAGGAAUGCAGAAAGGUUCCCUGGCCAACUCCUGCUAUACAGGACAAAUACCGUGUUGAAGAUUGUGGGUGGCCUUAUCAAGAUUUUGCCUACGAAUGCAAAAUCAACCUUCUUACUGGUCGUACACAUCAGAUUCGAGCUCAAUUUGCUGCGUGUAGAGCACCAGUAAUUGGUGAUUCUAUGUAUAUGCCAGCUGCAAUUGCGGAUAUGAGUAAUCCUGGACUUAACCCAUUUGGAAAAUACAAGAGAGAUUUCAGUAGUGAGAGUGAGAAAGAAACGGCUGUUGUAAAUUGGAUUGCACAACAUGGAAAAGAGCCAGGUGUUGCAAUUGGCCUUCAAGCAUGUCAAAUUUCAUGGGAUGAUAACGAACACUUCUACGAAUCUGGUUCACCUUGGUGGAGGUGUUAAAAUGCUUGAAAUGUGUGCUAGUGUUGAGGAUAGGAAUUCACCUUUAUAGUUAUGUUUUCAUAAUGCCUCAGUUUUAUGUGAGUAUACUAUCAUUCAUUCUGAUUGGAAGACUUUGAGAUUUUCAGGUUUGAAAAGGGAAACCCAAAUAAAUGCAAAAGAGGAGGACUUCAUGCAGGGUUUUAAAAUGUGCAUGCUGUCAUUGUAGCACAUUUUCUAGCAGAGUAAAGUCUGAACAGGUAAGCUAGAGGAUAAGACAUUCACUGAUAAAGGAGUAUCUUUUGAGAAGAUAAUUUAGCUUUAUAUAUUUUACUAUGAGAUUGAAGAACUGAGAUAAUGACACAACUCAUUAGUAACAUGUGAUUAGGCCGUUAAUGUCUUAAGCUCACAUCAACCACAAAAUUGUUUGUAUUGUAUUUUGCCAAUCUCUGUAUCGUGCUGGGCCAGGAUGACUAUCAAUUGCUUUUACUAACGUGCUAAUGAUUUUAAAGUUCUUUCUCUUCAA
Molecule: messenger RNA, 2014 nt
Organism: Vigna umbellata (rice bean)
Lineage: Eukaryota; Viridiplantae; Streptophyta; Magnoliopsida; Fabales; Fabaceae
Product: Pseudouridine synthase family protein
Biological process (GO): enzyme-directed rRNA pseudouridine synthesis
Molecular function (GO): pseudouridine synthase activity; RNA binding
Source: RefSeq, a predicted model, not a curated record